GUUUGUAUCUUAAUUUGAUAACCUACUACUGUAUAAGUAACUGCCAUUUGCAAUUGGCCCUUUAUAUUAAUCCGACAUUAGCUAGGUUUUAAGCUUCAAAAUCUGCAAUACAUUAUAAGCAUCGUCUGUUGGUGGACUUUUGCCGCGCGAAGCGUAACGUGACGUUGAAUGACGUAAUAUAAUACAGAGAUUUUAUUGGAAGGCACAAGUGUUUGUAGGAUAUGCUCAUUAAAUAUAUCCUGAUUGUAUUGGUGUGUUUUGUAGCAAUUUGUGACACAAAGGAUGCUGUGACACAUUCACGGCGCAAACGACUGAUUGGAGGCGAUGAGAUCGACGAGGCUGAAUGGCCGUGGUUGGUUUCUCUGCAGGGCAAGAUUCCCACCACAAGGUUUUUUGGUCUUCCAGUUAUGUUCACGACGGUCUACUGUGGAGGCUCAGUUCUUAAUGAUAACUGGAUAAUGACAGCCGCCCAUUGUUUUGAUGGACAUAGGGGGCAAGCUAAAAUCCCUGGGAAUUGGGAAGUGAGACUCGCCAGUGUAAAGAUAAAGCCUUCAGCUGCUGACUGGCUCAUGCACGUGCUUGGCAAAAUAUUUGACAAAGAAGAAUGGCAGCAAUGGAACAUUGAUGUAGACAAGAUACUCAUUCAUCCACAAUAUGAAAGAACUAGUCAUUGGAAUAAUGACAUUGCAUUGGUGAAGCUGAAAAAGUCAGUCCCAUCUGGUGAGCAAUUUAACGAAAUUAAGAAGGUUAAGUUACCUCGACAAGGCGACAAUAGCUUCCCGAGAGAUGGCCAAGACUGCAUCAUGAAAGGAUGGGGAUGUACAGCCAAAGGAUCUAGUGUAUCUUCACGGGCUAAAGCUGUUGAACUUCCGAAAGUGAACGAUCAAACUUGUCACCGUAUAUACGGCACACCUAUGGUUAAUAGGGUAUGUGCCGGAUACAAUCUCGCUUCAAAGGGUAUCUGUUCGGGAGACAGUGGUGGUCCCCUAGUGUGUAAGCAGAAUGGACAAUGGGUUCAGGCCGGGAUAGCAUCAUUCACGAGCUCUGAUAGACCAGGGGGUUACCCUGGGGCCUUCACACGCGUUACCAGCUAUGUGAACUGGAUCAAAGAGACCAUGAGGAGAAACUAAAUAUUCGCAUGCAUUCUGGGUCAAGAGUGUGACUUACCAUGCAAAUGCUUUAUGAUAUGGAAUUUUUUUGAAAAUGUGUUAACAAACAAUUAGAUUUCAGUUUAUCAAUCCAACACGAUGUUUAAGAACCGCAAACGUACGCUUUGGAAGACUAAGGCGUUAAUCGCAGUACGCCAACACAAUUUUUCGAAUGUUACAAGUACCAAGCAAAUAAAAAUUAUUUCAAAAUAAUGAAAUCGAUACUGUUUAUUUGAAACAAAGGAUGGUUUUGCAUGGACCCAGUGAUGCUUGUAAUGUUUCCUUCCUAAAAAUGUGUUCCAAAAAAUCUAUAUAUUCUGAAAAUAUAUUGAUCUAAAUGUACAAUAAAUAUUAUUCGAAUUCAUUUAAAAUCAAA
Molecule: messenger RNA, 1524 nt
Organism: Owenia fusiformis
Lineage: Eukaryota; Metazoa; Annelida; Polychaeta; Sabellida; Oweniidae
Source: the annotation of a GenBank genome assembly